This is a messenger RNA of Trichomonas vaginalis G3, 465 nucleotides long. RefSeq names its product calcium ion binding. The transcript has a single exon. Gene Ontology annotation, molecular function: calcium ion binding. Lineage: Eukaryota; Parabasalia; Trichomonadida; Trichomonadidae. The record is from RefSeq and is a predicted model, not a curated record. Bases 1 to 465 code for a protein of 154 amino acids.
AUGUCUGAAACACAAAGCGACGUCAUUACCCAACUCAAAGAAUUAUAUGAUUUAGUCGAUCUUGAUCAUUCAGGAGGAAUUGAUUAUAAUGAAAUGGUCAACAUGCUCAAAGAAUGCAAAAUUGAUAGUGCCGUUGUCAGCACUUCACUCUUAUGGUAUGUAGCCGAUAAAGACGAAAAUGGUGUAAUUACAUUUGACGAAUUUAAAGACCUCGUCCUUGACUUACCUUCAAUUCUCGCUCUACCGGAUUUCAUUGCCGAAUUAGUUUUCGACAAAAUUGAUGCCGAUAGCUCAGGAAACAUCGGAGUUUCCGAGAUUAAGACAAUGUUCAAAUCCUUUGGCAUCCCUAUCACAUGGGACCAAGCAGAAGUCAUACUUAACCAGUUUGAUGAGGACCAAAACGGAACUCUCGAACUUGACGAGUUUGUUAAUUUCGUUAGAAUGCUUUCAUCAAAGCUGAAAUAA